UUGAGAAAAUAACUGUCCUUGAUAAUUGAGCUAUCAGAUUUAAUUUUUAGCUACAAAAUCUUAAGGCCAUAUCCUCAACAAUAAAUUGCAUGUUUUCUCUUCAUCACCAAAAGUAAAGAAUUAUAAGAGUUGAAUCAACUCCCACACCUAUUGCCUCUUGCAAAACCAGAAGACCUCCUAUGGAACCCUUUUCCCAAAGAAAGACUCACUUCUCUCUCCCUGUGGACUCCGAUUUCAAAGCCACUGAAUUCCACCCACUCUCCUCCUCACCACCUCACAUGCUUGCCUUUCAUCUGGCAUGGCUGUCUCUUUUCUCUUGUUUCUUUUCCACCUUUUCCAUCCCUCCCCUUAUACCUAUUAUCCGCAACGAUCUUAACCUCUCCGUCACUGAUGUAGGCACUGCCGGUAUAGCUGCUUUCAUUGGCUCCAUCUUCUCCCGCCUUGCAAUGGGACCCGUAUGUGACCUCGUUGGUCCACGUAUUGCUUCCGCCACAGUCUCUCUCCUCACCGCACCAAUAGUUUUAGCCACGGCUUUUGUCUCGUCACUAACUUCGUUCAUUCUCAUUCGGUUUCUUGUAGGGUUUUGUUUGGCUAACUUUGUUGCUAACCAGUUCUGGAUGAGCUCAAUGUUUUCUAGCUCUGUUGUUGGCCUUGCUAAUGGAGUGGCAGCCGGAUGGGCUAACAUGGGAGCUGGGGUAGCUCAGUUAGUCAUGCCAUUGCUAUAUUCCCUUGUAAAAUCCUUCGACGUUCCAGAAAAUACUGCGUGGCGUGUCAUUUUUGUUGUUCCUGCUGUUUUCCAAGCUCUAACAGCAAUAUUGGUCCUGGUUUACGGCCAAGACCUGCCUUGUGGGAACUAUAGAGAUUCCAAAAAGACUUCAAACAAGCCAAAGGAUAACUUCUUAGAAAUUCUCUUUCAUGGCUUGUUGAACUAUAGAGGGUGGAUACUAGGUUUGAUAUAUGGUUAUUGUUUUGGGGUGGAGAUGACAAUGGAUAAUGUUAUUGCACAGUACUUUUACUAUAGAUUUGGAGUGAAUUUAGAGGUUGCUGGGACGAUUGCAGCUUGUUUUGCUUUGACAAACUGGUUCGCAAGGCCAAUGGGUGGGGUGUUGUCUGAUCGGAUGGCGAAGAGGUUUGGAAUCAGAGGCAGGCUAUGGAGUUUAUGGGUGGUGCAGACGGUGGCUGGUUUGCUGUGUGUUUUGCUGGGGCGACUUAACUCUCUGGGGGGUUCCGUUGCUGUGAUGUGCUUCUUCUCUGUGUUUGUUCAAGCAUCUUCUGGCCUCACGUUUGGCGUUGUUCCUUUCGUUUCCAAAAGGUCACUGGGAGUGAUAUCAGGGAUGACAGGAAGUGGAGGGACGCUGGGGGCUGUUGUAACACAGAUGCUGUUGUUCUCAGGGGAUAAAUUUUCAACUCAAACAAGCAUUUCUCUCAUGGGCCUUAUGAUGAUUGUUUGCACCCUUUCAGUCUCCUUAAUCUACUUUCCUCAAUGGGGAGGCAUGUUUUGCGGUCCUUAUUCCUUUGGUGAAAGUUCAGCUGAUGAUGAUUAUCGCCUGCUGGUAUAAGAUCUGCAUAUGAUAUUUACAAGCAAAAUGAAUGCUGGUUUCAGACAUAUCGGACCAAAUAUCGAAAAAAACGAGACAGAUUACAUGCUGGUACAAACUGGUGACAGUAUCAUUUGAAUAGACAGGGAGAAAUGUUAUCCUUGCAAGAAUAAGUAAAUAAGCGUCCAUUCAAGAACUGAAGCUACGAUCAGAAUGGUUGUUAGCAGGGUAACUUUAGUUUUGGCUUGCUAAUGAUGUAAAUGAGAUGAUAAUUGGCAAAACAUUAUGCAGACUACACAGUUAACCGAAACUGAAUUGAAAAAUAUC
Molecule: messenger RNA, 1865 nt
Organism: Durio zibethinus
Lineage: Eukaryota; Viridiplantae; Streptophyta; Magnoliopsida; Malvales; Malvaceae
Gene: NRT2.7
Product: high affinity nitrate transporter 2.7
Biological process (GO): transmembrane transport
Molecular function (GO): nitrate transmembrane transporter activity
Source: RefSeq, a predicted model, not a curated record